Dermacentor andersoni is the source of this 1817-nucleotide messenger RNA. The record is from RefSeq and is a predicted model, not a curated record. Lineage: Eukaryota; Metazoa; Arthropoda; Arachnida; Ixodida; Ixodidae.
UCCUGUGAAGAGACGGGGACGACUUGAGUGCAGUCCACAUACAAGCUGCCUCCACGUCGCAUCGUCCGAAACGAAAGCUGUCAGCACCGCAAUCGAUGAAUCGCUCCUGAAGUUGUCCAGUAAUAAUCUAAAAGGACAAGCACUUCUUCACAGCGAUGAUCACACAUCAACAGUGAACAAUGGGCCUAUAGAUGGCACCACUUCGUUCACUAUGGCGGUUGCUUAAUGAUAGUGGCUUUGAUGCACUCCCGUGCGGGAAAUAGUCACGGUUGUCAGGUGUUCAUGCUGCGAGCGUCAUGGUGAGCGCACGGCGGCUUAAAGAUGACCCGCUGUUUGGAAUCGACUCUCGGUGGAGCUGGAUCACAGCCUUCUUCUGUGCUUGGGUGUUGUUCCUGGCCAUGGCGACACCCCGUAUGGCUGGCAUUUUCUUUUACGGAAUCGUCGAAACAUUCGGGGCAACCAGAAAUGAAGCUUCGUGGCCGGUGUCCCUGGCGGGUACCUUCACAGUAUUAGGAGGUCCGAUAGCUGGCUACCUCUGCCAGCGUUUUUCGUGUCGGGCAGUGCUGUUGGUCUGCUCACCUUUGGCUAGUAUUGGAGUCUGUCUAUGUUACCUGGCGAGAGAUCUCCUAUUUAUCACCGUUUUCUUGGGAAUCAUUCACGGUACUGCGUUGUGCGGCUUGUACGUGGCUUCGAAUAUCCUGCUCGCCCAGCAUUUCGAGAAGCGAAGAGCGACGGCCAUUAGCCUAGUGUUUACAGCGUUCGGCUUCAGCUCUGUCGUUCUUACGCCACUCAUAGAGUUCUUGCGAAAGACGUAUGGAAUCCGUGGGGCGUUUCUCAUUUUUGGUGCGAUUCUCCUAAACACGAUACCAGCCGUUAUUGUUCUCAGAAGCCCGCCGUGGCUGACGAAGUCGGAAAUUGCAAAGAAAGUGAUGCCCAAUGAAGAGGAUCAAAAAAAGGCGACAUGUCUUUUGAUUCAACCUGCCAAUGAAGACGUCAGCAUAACAAAAGCGAUAGAAAAUCAUGACGCUUACUCAAGCAAACGCUUAAAUUUUCAGCAGGAGCAGGAAAACAUGUCGCAUACAGGGCUGUUUACACGGAAAAGUUCUCUUAAGCUGAUGGAGGCAAAGGAGGCUCUCCUAAAUUUUAGUCUCCCCGCGGCGACAAGGCAAAUCUUCACGUUGUCUUUCCUUGUCCACGCACUGUCUUUCGCAGCCGUAAUUAUCCCCGCGAGCGUAUUCCUUAUAAUAAUGGGAGACAUUACCAAUGACCACGGCCUUAAUCCUUCAAAUGCCGUGUAUUUUCUCCAGGCUUUCUCGGCAGCGGAUAUCGCGUUGAGAUCUGUUGUGGGCAUUACUAUCGAUUCGCAGACUUUAUCCCAUGAAUCCGUCAUGCUUAUCGGAUACUUAGCGCAGGGACUCACUUAUGAGUGGCUUACCUGGGCGAAUACAGUACCACAAAUGAUUGCCGUUUCUGUCCUCAUGGGUGCCACGUACGGAUCAAGAACGUGUCUGCAGGCUCCUGUUUUGGUGAAGGACUUCGGCAUCGGCAAUUUGCCUGUGGUUAUGGGUGCCGUAUUCUUCUGCAUAGGCGUAUCUCUUCUCCUCCGUCCAUCACUGAUCGGGUAUUUCAGAGACACUUAUGGCGACUACAACGGGCUGCUCCAUUUGAUGGCUGCUCUCAAUGCAUUGUUCCUGUGCAUUUGGGUGGUGAAGCUCGUCACUCAGAGGAAAACCGGGCGACUGUGACAUCUCAGAGUGCACACCAUGUGGAUGUAUCACACUGUUCUACCAAUAAAAAUGCCAACUGUAUAUAAUAUA